UUCCCAAAGUGGCCUACGGUUGAUGACGUUUGUGCACAGUUGAAAUGAAUACCUGGAACAGUAUUCUGAGUUGACGUCUGAGUUGCGACCUUUAUAUAUACACAAUCUAUGGUUGCGACACGGCGGAGUUGAACAGGCAGUGACAGUCCAAACUUCAUAACUCAGAAUGGAGAGCUUCGAAACUGCAGCCAACAUGGGAUUGUCAACAAACUUUUCCCAGGUUGUGUUUCAGGAAAUCCCAAACUCAUAUGUGUCAAAUGUUGCCUUGACUUGCUGCUACACUCUGACAGCAGCCAUCCAACCGAAUCCCAGAGACUGGGUGGGGAUAUUCAAGGUGGGCUGGAGCACCACAAAGGAUUAUCACACAUUUGUGUGGGUAGAACCAUCAUUGGAUCUGAUAGGACUGGAGCCAGUCAGAAAACAAGUGCUUUUUACUGCAUACUACUUGCCGAAGGAUGAUGCAGCGUUCUAUCAGUUCUGCUAUAUCGAUAGCAAUGACCAAGUGAGAGGAGCCAGCACCCCCUUCUGCUUUAAAACCCCAGGGGAACAAAGCACAGACUGCAGCCUUGAAAAUGACCUCUUGGUUAUCAUAACUCAGGAAAAGGUAGAGCAGCGUGAGAGGGAGAAAGAAGAGCUGGUCAUGGAGUUGGGGCAACUGAAAGAACAAAAUGAGACUCUGAGAAGUGCUCUGAAAGAGCAACAGCAAGAGAUUGAUCACCUCAAGAUGUCAAAUGAGGAACUAUACCAGGCAGAUGGUAACACGGAGAAUAAGCGGGAGAAUGCAAGAAAGCAUGAAGAACUGACACAGAACACUAAACUAAUGGAUGACUCACACAGAGGGCAGGAGGAACAGGUGGAAAAAAGUGAGAGGGAGAAAGAAGAGCUGACCAUGGAGUUGGGGCAACUGAAAGAGCAAAAUGAGACUCUGACAUGUGCCCUAAAGGAGCAACAGCAAGAGGAGUCCAAAGAGGAACUGUUACAGGUAGUGAGCAAACUGGAGCGGCAGCAACAGAAUACUAGAGUGCAUGAAGAACUGGCACAGAAUGCCAAAUCAAUGGAUGAAUCACAGAGAGGACAGGAGACUCUGACAACUAUUUGUGAGAAAUAUGAACAAGCGUUGAUCAAGAUAAAACAGCUGAAGAAGGAGCGAGAGGAGUUGAAAGGAAAGGUUGAGGUCCAAAGUGUGGAAAUUGCACAGCUGAGCCCAAGGCUCAAAGAAUCUGAGCAGGAGUCCCACAAACUGAAGGAUCAUAUUCAGCUUCUACAGGUGGAUCUCCAGAGCAGUGAGAAAGAGAAGGAGAAGCUACAGGACCUGAAGACUGAGAACAAGGCAUUACGUAGAAGCCUGUCAGAGCAGGAGCAGCAGCCACUGCAGAUGGUGGACAUUGAUUGGAAGGAGCAAUACCAAGCCCUUCUGGGCCAGCUGGAGGAGGCUCAGACACAGUUGCACAAGGAGUUGCAGGCUUCCAACAAUACCCGCAAACGUGCAGAGCAAGCAGAAAGGGAACUGGAGGAGCUCAAGGAAUGCAUGGAGAGCACGGCCAUGACGUCUGAUCAGACAAAGCAGAAGAGCAGCAAACUAGAGAUGCAACUUUCAGAGUUAAACGAAAUCAUUGAGGAGAAAGAAAACAUGGCAGAGAUUGCUAAAGUAGAGAAAGAGGAGUUGUCCAGAGAGAAUCAGGAUCUCAAAAGAGAUAUUGAAAGACUUCGCAAGGAAUUUGAUGACGUCCAGGCUGCUGCAGUGCCCAUGCAGCAUCCCAACCCUUAUGGCUCUUCAACUGACCCUACCGCCAAUAAGGAGCAGCAGCAGCAAGAGGCACUGGCUGACUCUCUCCACUUUGGGAACCCAUAUGAAACCCCAGGCACGGCUACAAACCUGGAGGAAGAGUUGUCCUUGGAGUGUCGUCACUGCCAUGAGUCCUUCCCUGGCAUCACCCAGGACGAGCUGGAGCUGCACGAGCACAGCCACAGAGCGUGCCCCUUCUGCACCCUCAUCUGUGACGGAAUGGAGCAGGCUUUAUAUGAAGACCACGUCUACAGCCACGAGGUGUAGAGAUGCUACUUCCUCACAACCCAGAGAGUUGUUUGUGAGUUGACUACUCAUAAAAAAUAAUAAAAAAAGCUGAUACUCUACUAAUUAUUCUGUAUGGGGGGUGGGCAAAUAAAUAUGGGCUAACAACCAAUCCAGGAUAUUAUAUAAAUAACAUUUCUAGUCCCCUGUUUAUUACUGUAAAAUGUCCUCUUACCUGGUCAAAUAAGUUAAGAAUUAAAUGUCUGGUAAAUCCGUAGCUAAUUUAUUUAGCCUGACAUGUAUCAUACUAUAUCAGAUAUUUGUUUGAUGGCACUUCAUUUUGGUCUUGGAGUAGAAUUUUGCCUCCAUUGCUGGGUGAUAGGAAUGUACUGCUUUGCUAUUUAAUGAUUUCCUAUGUUUACUCCGUUAUAAUCUCUGCUGAACUGUUUACUUUGCGUAAUUACACUAUACUGACUUUCUCCCCUUAAACCUCCUGCUAAUAUGUUUACAUAACGUGUUGCAUAAUAGAGUCAAACGAUUAAUGGUCAAAUGAUGCCAUCUGAAAAUGAAAUGGUUCAAAUGGGAUUCAUGUGGGAAGCAACAAAUAAAGUUGUCUGCACAGUUGUGUUGACAUGGAAGUA
This is a messenger RNA of Salmo salar (Atlantic salmon), 2652 nucleotides long. The record is from RefSeq and is a predicted model, not a curated record. Lineage: Eukaryota; Metazoa; Chordata; Actinopteri; Salmoniformes; Salmonidae.